Messenger RNA from Penicillium macrosclerotiorum, 714 nucleotides. RefSeq lists its product as uncharacterized. Lineage: Eukaryota; Fungi; Ascomycota; Eurotiomycetes; Eurotiales; Aspergillaceae. The transcript has a single exon. The coding region runs from base 1 to 714 and encodes 237 amino acids. The record is from RefSeq and is a predicted model, not a curated record.
AUGGAGAAUCCCGAUGACUCGACUUGCCAGGUUUCUCCUUCAGUUCUGACGUAUGGUAGUCUUGAGACGUUUUACUCGUCACUUGUGGAUAUUCCUAGACCCAUUUCACGAAUUCAUUUUGGGCAAGAAAGGCUCCUUAAUCACAUCGUCGGACUCGGUCUCCCUGAUGAGACCCAACACCCAGUGGAGCCUUCACCUUACCGAAACAUCAAGGUUAACGAACGGGAGAUUCAUUUUGAGGGCUAUGUUGGUCAGGGUUUAAUUCUGAUUGAGGAUCUCUGCCGAAAACCUGACUCCCGGGCUCCAUUCACUUCUGAGGUUUGUCAAGCUUUGUACCAGAAGCAUUUCCCUAUUGGUUCUUUGCGGGUUAUUUUUGUGAUGAAUGUGCUUAACGAAAGAACGUUUGACUUCAUCAAGGAGAGCUUGUACGUGGAAGAACAUGGCCUGAAAUGGCCCGCUGCAGCCUUCAAGCAUCCAACUUUGGGUGAUGAGUCGCCUGAGUUGGCUCCUGAGAUGAAACCCCAAGUCUGGUCUCGUGGUUCCCCGGAAUUGAAUGCCUUGGUUGGAACUCCCAUUGGGGCCAUAAUUGCAAGACUCAUUUUGAGUGCAUUCCCCCGUGGGACACAUCGAAUCUCGCAAGUCAUUACAUGGCCAAGUGCUGGCCUAAAAUGGCCUCAAACGCGCUGGGAUAUCGAGCCCAUUCAGCGCACAUAA